UUUUUCCAAUCCAAACUUCUCUCUCCUCUGAUUAUUUUCCCUUGAAAAAUUUAGUUGCCACUUCUAAGUUUGCAGUAAUCAUUUCAUUAGGCUAUAAAAGUUUGCAAUGGGCUGGAGGGAUAUGAUCUCUUUCUGUCCCACUCCGAAUUUCCGGAAUAUGUUCCAGGGUAGACAAGAUGAGGCCGAGCUUAGAUGUGGACACACCAUUAAGUCUCAUGGGGCCGAGCUCGCAAGGAAUCACAAGCACGACUGGCUUAUACUGUUACUGCUUCUUGUAAUAGAGAUCAUUCUCAAUAUAAUCCACCCAUUUUACCGUUUUGUUGGAAAGGACAUGAUGACAGAUCUUAAAUAUCCCAUGAAAGACAACACUGUGCCAAUGUGGGCUGUUCCACUGUAUGCAGUUUUGCUACCGAUUGCCAUUUUUCUUCUCUUCUACAUUCGGAGAAAAGAUGUCUAUGAUCUGCACCAUGGUAUACUAGGACUCUUAUUUGCUGUGCUAAUUACUGCGAUCCUCACAGAUGCAAUAAAAGAUGCAGUUGGCCGACCUCGGCCCGACUUUUUCUGGCGUUGCUUUCCUGAUGGGAAAGAUGAGUACGAUCGUUGGGGCAAUGUGGUGUGCCACGGGAAAGAGAGUGAUAUAAAGGAAGGACACAAGAGUUUUCCUAGUGGUCAUACUUCAUGGUCAUUUGCAGGCCUUGGGUUUCUGUCACUGUACUUAUCUGGAAAAAUGAAAGCAUUCGACCGCAGCGGGCAUGUUGCAAAAUUAUGCAUCGUUUUCUUGCCUAUUCUUUCUGCAUGUCUAGUUGGUGUUUCUCGUGUGGAUGAUUAUUGGCAUCAUUGGCAAGACGUGUUUGCUGGUGGCGUUCUAGGUCUCGUGGUGGCUACAUUUUGUUACCUGCAGUUUUUCCCACCUCCGUACCACACUGAAGGAUGGGGUCCUUAUGCAUAUUUCCGAGCGCUGGAGCAAAUCAACAAUUCCAACUCGCAACCUGUAAAUGUUGUUGGCAUGGCAGUGCAGGUAGUGAAUCAACCAAACAGCAAUGUAGAUGAUCAGAUUUUGAGCUCAACAUAUGAUGCCAUGGAGUCUGGAAAAACGUAGAUAAGAAAUAGUUUUAUCAUUUUUGUUGAAUUCUCUGUAUAUUAAAGAUAAUCUUUCUCAUAAGAUGUACUUUAGAAUAAUAACCACUCUAAAUCAAUAAAAAUCUCAACCUGGACUUGGGCCAGUGUGAAAAGUUAACCACCA
Molecule: messenger RNA, 1243 nt
Organism: Olea europaea var. sylvestris
Lineage: Eukaryota; Viridiplantae; Streptophyta; Magnoliopsida; Lamiales; Oleaceae
Product: lipid phosphate phosphatase 2-like
Exons: 8
Coding region: 107-1099 (330 amino acids)
Biological process (GO): phospholipid metabolic process
Molecular function (GO): phosphatidate phosphatase activity
Source: RefSeq, a predicted model, not a curated record